UGGCUAUCACAAUGGCAGGUGGCGUGGUGGGUAAGAAUUCUUGUCGAAAAGAUUAUCCUGGGAAGAUGACUCUCUUUGUCUUCUUAACAUGUCUAGUGGCAGCAACCGGAGGUUUGAUCUUUGGCUAUGACCUAGGAGUCUCAGGGGGUGUGACGGCCAUGGAUCCUUUUCUUAUAAAGUUCUUCCCAAGUGUAUACAAAAUGGAGGAGGCAAGCCAAAGCACAAAUCAAUACUGCAAAUUCAAUUCUGAGUUUCUAACAUUGUUCACAUCCUCUCUUUAUGUGGCUGCAUUAUUUGCUUCAUUCAUUGCGAGCACAGUUACAAGAGUAUUUGGAAGAAAAUGGUCCAUGUUUUGUGGUGGUAUUACCUUUUUGGUUGGUUCCGCAAUCAAUGGUGCAGCAGAGAACCUCUUCAUGCUCAUCCUUGGUCGUGUUUUCCUAGGUAUCGGUGUUGGAUUUGCCAAUCAGUCCGUCCCUCUUUAUCUCUCUGAGAUGGCUCCAGCAAAUCUUCGUGGCAUGCUCAAUAUUGGCUUCCAGCUCAUGAUCACCAUUGGUAUUCUUGCUGCCAAUCUCAUCAAUUAUGCAACUGCUAAGAUUGAGGGAGGAUGGGGUUGGCGUGUUAGUCUUGCUCUCGCUGCUGUUCCUGCAGCGAUCAUCACUAUCGGUUCAAUUUUUCUCCCAGACACACCUAACUCCCUCAUUGAACGUGGUUAUGAGGAAAAGGCCAAGUCCAUGCUAUGCAAGAUUCGCGGCACCGAAGACAUUCAAAUGGAGUAUGACGACAUGUUGGAAGCAAGUAAAGAGGCUAAGGCUAUCCAACAUCCCUGGUCCAAUAUAUUGAAGAGGAAGUAUAGACCCCAGCUCACCAUUGCCAUCCUCAUUCCUUUCUUCCAACAGCUCACUGGCAUUAAUGUCAUCAUGUUCUAUGCUCCAGUGCUCUUUCAGACUAUUGGAUUUAAAGAUGAUGCAUCUCUGAUGUCCGCCGUUAUCACCGGACUUGUCAAUGUUUUUGCCACCUUUGUCUCUAUAAUAUUUGUGGACAAAGUUGGAAGGAAAAUGCUCUUCUUGCAAGGCGGAAUACAAAUGUUCAUUUGCCAAAUCUUUGUUGGAUCAUUAAUUGCCAUAAUGUUUGGAACAGGUGGCCAGGCUGAGAUAUCUAAAGAUUAUGCCACUAUGGUUUUGGCCUUCAUCUGCAUCUAUGUUGCAGGAUUUGCAUGGUCUUGGGGUCCUCUAGGGUGGCUUGUUCCUAGUGAGAUAUUCCCUCUAGAAAUACGUUCAGCUGGACAAAGUAUCACCGUAUCCGUUAACAUGUUCUUCACUUUUGUCAUUGCACAAGUGUUUCUCAUGAUGCUUUGCCAUAUGAAAUUUGGUCUCUUCUUCUUCUUCGCCGGGUGGAUGGUGAUCAUGACCAUCUUCAUUUUAUUCUUUUUACCGGAGACUAAGAAUGUGCCAAUAGAAGAGAUGAUCCUUGUAUGGAAGCGCCACUGGUUUUGGGGUCGGUUCAUCAAUGAUGAGGACAUUCAUGUCGCCAAUGAUGUGGUUGGAACAAUGACAUGAAUAUAAGAUGUAAACCUACCAUUGUACUUGUUAAAGUUUCUAUGAAUCGUUCAGCCAAAUAUUUCUUAAGAAAUGAAGCUUAUA
This is a messenger RNA of Dioscorea cayenensis subsp. rotundata (Guinea yam), 1640 nucleotides long. RefSeq names its product sugar transport protein MST6-like. The transcript is spliced from 3 exons. Gene Ontology annotation, biological process: monosaccharide transmembrane transport. Gene Ontology annotation, cellular component: membrane. The record is from RefSeq and is a predicted model, not a curated record. Gene Ontology annotation, molecular function: monosaccharide transmembrane transporter activity. Bases 12 to 1556 code for a protein of 514 amino acids. NCBI's taxonomy places the organism in Eukaryota, Viridiplantae, Streptophyta, Magnoliopsida, Dioscoreales, Dioscoreaceae.